AUGCCUCGAAGAAUCCUAAACAAAGCAAUAGAUAGACUGAACAAAGUUGUGACUCAAUUAAAUAUCGCGUUGACACUUGCUGAGGAUAGAAUCCAAGACUUUGAAGUCACUGACAACAAAUCUGAAGUAUAUCGGCUGAUCAAAGUAAGCAUACUAGCACUUGACAAUCGUAUCUCAAACUUACAAAAGGCCUGCGACGAAGUCAGAAAUUAUGCCGAUGUUCUGGACGCAGAGUUUACGGAAACUGAAGAAAUCGAACUCAAAUUACUAGAGAGGUUUAGUUCGAUCAAUUUAUUCCUGACAGAAAACAAGCCAGCGAAGCAAGAAUUACAUCCAGUCCCACAACUUGGUCAACACGAAGUAAAUCAACAACCAAUCCCUCCAGAUGAUCAACAAGCACCGGUCCAACAGCUCGUACCGCCGCCGACACCUCAAGUCGCACUGCCGCCGACACCUCAAGUCGUACCACCGCCGACACCUCAAGUCGUACCGCCGCCGACACCUCAAGUCGUACCGCCGCCGACAUCUCAAGUCGUACCGCCGCCGACACCUCAAGUCGUACCGCCGCCGACACCUCAAGUCGCACUGCCGCCGACACUUCAAGUCGUACCACCGCCGACACCUCAAGUCGUACCGCCGCCGACACCUCAAGUCGUACCGCCGCCGACAUCUCAAGUCGUACCGCCGCCGACACCUCAAGUCGUACCGCCGCCGACACCUCAAGUCGCACUGCCGCCGACACCUCAAGUCGUACCGCCGCCGACACCUCACGUCGUACCGCCGCCGACACCUCAAGUCGUACCGCCGCCGACACCUCAAAUCGUGCUGCCGCCGACACCUCAAGUCGUACCACCGCCGACACCUCAAGUCGCACUGCCGCCGACACCUCAAAUCGUGCUGCCGCCGACACCUCAAGUCGUACCACCGCCGACACCUCAAGUCGUACCGCCGUCGACACCUCAAGUCGCGCCCCCAGUACCGACGUUUCAAGUCGCGUUUCAACCACCUGUACAACACUUCGAUCAACCCGCUAAUGCACCAGUGCCUCAAGUAGAAGUUACACAAAUAACUUUUUGA
Molecule: messenger RNA, 1077 nt
Organism: Saccoglossus kowalevskii
Lineage: Eukaryota; Metazoa; Hemichordata; Enteropneusta; Harrimaniidae
Product: extensin-like
Source: RefSeq, a predicted model, not a curated record